Molecule: messenger RNA, 759 nt
Organism: Strongylus vulgaris
Lineage: Eukaryota; Metazoa; Nematoda; Chromadorea; Rhabditida; Strongylidae
Source: the annotation of a GenBank genome assembly
UUGAAGGUAUCCCCAUCAAACAUAUUUGCCGUAGCUGCGAUACUCGAAGGCGCUCACUAUAUCAAUGGAUCGCCACAGAAUACCUUGGUACCUGGGAUUGUCGAACUGGCUCGUCAGCACAACGUUUUUGUCGGAGGAGACGACUUCAAGUCUGGGCAAACAAAAAUCAAAUCUGCGUUAGUUGAUUUCCUAGUCAGCAGCGGAUUGAAGCCAGAAUCGAUCGUAUCAUACAAUCAUCUGGGGAACAAUGAUGGGAAGAACCUCAGCGAAGCGAGGCAGUUUAGAUCCAAGGAAAUCUCCAAAUCUUCCGUAGUCGACGACAUGGUCCAAGCCAAUAAGAUCUUAUACCCAGAGGCGAAAAACCCGGAUCACUGUAUUGUCAUCAAAUACGUACCAUUUGUUGGUGAUUCAAAAAGAGCAAUGGACGAGUACAUCUGCAGCAUCUUCAUGGGUGGUCGUCAGACUUUCGUCAUUCACAACACUUGCGAAGACUCUCUGCUUGCAUCUCCUCUCAUCUAUGAUCUAGCUAUUCUCACCGAGUUGGCUACACGAAUACGUUAUGCUGAUGCUACAGAUGGGCAGUUCCGCUCAUUCCACGAGGUGCGUUUUAGCAUAAUGAUGAUAGAAAAGAUUAGAGAAGUAAGUUUUCAGGUUCUCUCUAUGUUAUCGCUCCUACUCAAGGCUCCAGUGGUUCCAGCCGGUACUCCGGUGAGCAACGCCUUCAUGAGACAAUUCGCCUCGCUCACGAAACUUCUCACC